Molecule: messenger RNA, 761 nt
Organism: Mercurialis annua (annual mercury)
Lineage: Eukaryota; Viridiplantae; Streptophyta; Magnoliopsida; Malpighiales; Euphorbiaceae
Exons: 2
Coding region: 92-682 (196 amino acids)
Biological process (GO): translation
Cellular component (GO): ribosome
Molecular function (GO): 5S rRNA binding; structural constituent of ribosome
Source: RefSeq, a predicted model, not a curated record
AAAACAUAAUUGCAAAAGAUAUCUCCACAUUGAAUUGUUUAUGCACAAAGGACUUGUAAAGGAAAGAGGGUAGGGGAAAUUAAUCAAACAGAUGGCGUGCAUAAUAAUAUCAUCCGCCUCUUGCUGUUGUGCUGCAUCAACUGGGUCUCUGGUCACUGCUAACUCAGUCUCAACUCGGUCCUGCAAACCCAAUUCAGUCUCAUGGGUAUCCUCAUUUCCUACUCUCAACAUCUCCGUUAGGAACAAAAACUACACUUCUCUUUCUCCCACUCAGAACAAGAAUUCUUUCAUUCAAGCUGCUUGGACCAGGAGAUCUCGAGGCGAACUUGCAAAGAGACCAAACCGGAAAUCAUGGAAACAGAGGACGGACAUGUACAUGAGGCCAUUCUUACUGAACGUUUUCUUUUCCAAGAAAUUCAUCCAUGCCAAAGUUAUGCACAGAGGAACGAGCAAAGUGAUAUCAGUUGCUACUACAAAUGCCAAGGAUCUUAGAAACACUUUACCAUCACUUAUAGAUCACAAUGCUUGUAGAAUCAUCGGGAAGCUUAUCGCUGAGAGAUCGAAAGAAGCUGAUGUAUAUGCAAUUGCUUAUGAACCUCGAAAGAAUGAGCGAAUUGACGGUAAGCUUGGUAUUGUUAUCGACACUAUUAAGGAGAACGGGAUACUAUUUGUUAAAGCUUAAUCCUUACUUCCUGUUGUAGCAUCACUUGUUGUAAAUGACAUGUCAAGAACUAGUUAUUAUCAUUCCCUUUCCACCGGUA